Molecule: messenger RNA, 1116 nt
Organism: Pseudogymnoascus destructans
Lineage: Eukaryota; Fungi; Ascomycota; Leotiomycetes; Thelebolales; Thelebolaceae
Exons: 1
Coding region: 1-1116 (371 amino acids)
Molecular function (GO): dioxygenase activity
Source: RefSeq, a predicted model, not a curated record
AUGCCUCCAGUCACGUUAUCCAACGGUGCGGACGCUGCCUCCGAAAAGUCGAUUGAUCUGCCUCUGUUUGACAUCUGUCAAGAGACACCCGAGCUGGGGAGAGCAAUUGUAAAAUCAGCAGUCAAAUGGGGGUUCUUGUGGAUUGCCGGAUCACCAGCAUCUGAAAGUGGAGGUGAUAGUGGACCAUAUGACCUCAAUGAAGAAACUGUUGAUCACGUAUUUGAUAUAUCACGAUCCUUUUUCAAAGAUUCCCCUGUUUCCGAGAAAGAAGAGUGCAGAAUCAAAAACAACCGUGGCUUCGUCGGAAUGCACGUUGAGAAUCUCGAUCCGACAAAACAUAAACGAGGCGACUUCAAGCAAGCCUUCAACUUAGCUGAUCCAGAUCCCACCACUGGCCAAUGGCGUCAAUCAAUUCCCACAACGUUCCAAGAGAAUGAUGCAGCGCUCCGCGACUUUCACGCCAGAUGUCGCAGAAUAGCCACCCGUAUCCUUCGGCUCAUCGCACUCGGUCUUUCAAUCGAGGAUGUUGACUGGCUGGUCCGAUCUCACGAGAAGGCAUCCCUUUCCGCACGCUUCCUCUACUAUCCAGCACUUCCAUCGGACUCUGACUAUGACUCCGAAGCUGAUAUCCGAGCAGGGGCUCACUCAGAUUAUGGAAGUAUUACCCUCCUUUUCACUCGGCCCAACCAACCAGGCCUCGAGAUCCUAACCCCAGAGGGAAAAACAUGGGCGAGCGUGCCAGUGUUCCCCGAAAAUUACCAUUCCAAGACCUUCCCGCCGAUAGUUGUGAAUAUUGGGGACCUCUUGAGUUAUUGGACCAAUGGACUGCUCAAAUCGACCGUCCAUCGCGUUGUCGUCGCACCGCCUUCGGACAAUGAUAGCAAGGGCGAUUCGGAUCGGUUCUCAAUAGCGAUAUUCGUACAGCCGGCGGAUUAUACCGUGUUGACGCCAAUACCAUCGCCACUCAUAGAGGAGAGAGCGGCGGAUUUCAAGGGCAAGAUCGUGGGCCAUGGUGGCGGCGUGGCAGAUGCAGAGGCCCUGUCAGCUUUGACGGCCGGUCAACACUUGAGUUCCAGAUUGCGCGCGACAUACGGCAGCGUAUACACAGAGGAGUGA